Molecule: messenger RNA, 2465 nt
Organism: Lactuca sativa (garden lettuce)
Lineage: Eukaryota; Viridiplantae; Streptophyta; Magnoliopsida; Asterales; Asteraceae
Product: 40S ribosomal protein S27
Source: RefSeq, a predicted model, not a curated record
AUUUUUCCAACACAUUAUAAUCUCCUGGACGAAGGACUCGACGGGAGUGACCAAAAGAUGACAAGUUCUCCACCACCACUACAACAUCACCAGAUCAACACCACUGCCAUCGCCGACGGUAGUUCUACGACUACUUCUACCAGUACUACGACUCCAUGGAGCUGCGAGACGAACUGGACUGUCACACGCGGUUCUCUCGACUCCGCCGUCACGUUCGAGUCUUUUGAUUUCCCGAUCGACUCGGAACCCACGGGUCCAAAACCGCCACUCCUUCUCGUACCACCUUCUACCUCUGAUUUUGAACCUUGCGAGAUCAAACUGAAUUUCACUCAAAAGCAUGAGAUUCGUCAGGUCUAUGUCAGAAGUACAGCUCGUGUAUAUGAAAUAUAUUAUGCACCUGAUCUUCAUAGUGAAAAUGAGUAUCUCUGCACUGUUCGUUGUAAUGCUGCUUCUGUAACUGAUGUCAAAAAUGCAAUUUCUGCAAACUUGGAGGGUCUAAAUGAAAUAUCACCAAAGGGAAGAGUGUCAGGUGAAAAUAAUAUUGGCACCAAUGAAGAUGAUUGGGUGGAGAUUAAACUCCCUGUUGGAAAUACAUAUUCGCCAAAUCAGACUUCAAAUGCCAUCAGAAAUUACCAGAAUUACUAUGAAGCUACAGCAGAAAUGAAUGAUUCAGAGCCUUGUAAAUCACUGACACUUCGUUUACUAUCACUUCAAAGUAAAGGUUUUGUACAUGUUGAUGAAGUCUACGUGUUUGCUGACUGUAUCCAUUCAGACGAUUCCCAGAACCAGAAUCUUCUUAAUCAUCCAGAACCACCUUCAUCUGGAACUUCACUUAUGACUAUGCUUGUUCCCACACUUUUAGGAUUAUCAAAAUCUAGAUCCAUCCAGUCAACCACUCAACAUUCCACUUCCAAAUCUGUUGAAAAACCAAUCAACACCGAGUCACAACCAACUACUGAGUUGACUCGCUGCCAACUGCCACCUUCUACUGCUGAGUUGACUCGGUGCGAUAACCGAACCGAAAGUUCAGGGGGUUUUCCGGUGGCGGUUUCCAAUGGAAUUGGAAUUCGAGAUUCCGAGUCGGGAGGAACUGAUGAGUUGACUCGGUGCCAUGUGGGUGGUUCGAGUUUAGAUAAAGAGAAGAUUCAUGAACCAAACACCAGUUUAAUGGAACAACUUGUGUCAAGAGUGAGUAGAAUUGAAGAUAUGUUAUUGAGGUUUGAAGAGAACAUGUUGAACCCCAUAAACCACAUUGAAUCAAGACUCCAUCAUGUAGAACAGCAACUCCAAUCACUCACCAAAAAUCCCCAAAUUCCAGUUUUACCCUCUUCCCCAACAUCUCAACCAAAAUCAGAAAAUACCAACCAAUUUCAUGCUCAACAUUCUGAAGAAAAACAGCAACUGAAUAAUGAUUUUGAAAAACCAAAGAAAUCCGUUUCCAUAGAUGAUGCUUUGGCUGCAGCUCUAGCUGGAUUCUCAUCUUUUACAAAACCCAAAGAUGAAUUUCCAGUUUUACCCCUUGAAUCGACUUCAAUUCCUUCUGAAUCCUUCUUAAACAAUUCAGAAGACUUAACUACAACUUAUGCUGAUGUUUCCACAGAUAUCCCCUCUAAUAAAACUGAUGUUCACCAAGACUCCAUUGAAUCGGUCAACAUUUUGACUUUUGACAAAAAUGCUGAUCAGUCUCCAGAUGUUAAACAAGUGUCUGAAUCGGUCAACGUUUUGACUUUUGACAAAAAUGAUGAUCAGUGUCCAGAUGUUAAAGAAGUGUCUGAAUCGGUCAACGUUUUGACUUUUGACAAAAACGAUGAUCAGUGUCCAGAUGUUGAAGAUGGGUCCGAAUCGGUCAACAUUUUGACUUUUGACAAAAAUGAUGAUCAGUGUCCAGAUGUUGAAGAUGGGUCUGAAUCGGUCAACGUUUUGACUUUUGACAAAAAGCAAGACUCCAUUGAAUCGGUCAACAAGAUUUUGACUUUUGACAAAAACGAUAUUCUGAAACAUUUCCCGGAUGGGUCUCCAGAUGUUAAAGAUGGGUUUGAAUGUGAUUUUGAGACUUGUGUUCUUGAGGUGAAGUUUGCUUCAAUGGAGAAUGGGAAUCUCAAAUCUCAUCUUGAAGACUUUUUGUCUUACACAGAUGAGAAUCCUGCUAUGAUUGAUGAAGGCUUAUUGAUAGAGGAAACAACUGGAAAUGGAAACAGUUUAUUGCUGGAUUUAGAUGGUGAUGACGUGGCACAAGGUGUGCUGCAAGAUCUUCCCAAUGUUCAUGUGGAACCAUCUUUCGAUAGUCUCAUUUGAUUUGAUGCUUUUCUUUUUUUGGGCGAGUAAUGUUUUGCAUUGUAUAUAUAUAAUAACUCUUAUAUUUAUAUAAUUUCUGCGAUAAAACCGUCUGAAUCUUUAAAGAAGUGAUGGCAAAUUUGUAAAAUUAGGACUUGAAAAAAAAUGAAUAUUUUAGGCAUAUUAUUCUA